Molecule: messenger RNA, 3722 nt
Organism: Corapipo altera (White-ruffed manakin)
Lineage: Eukaryota; Metazoa; Chordata; Aves; Passeriformes; Pipridae
Gene: KBTBD8
Product: kelch repeat and BTB domain containing 8
Exons: 4
Coding region: 66-1871 (601 amino acids)
Biological process (GO): neural crest cell development
Molecular function (GO): protein binding
Source: RefSeq, a predicted model, not a curated record
GGAAGCGGCGCGGUGACAUUUCCUGCCGGGCCGCCCCCGGAGCCGCUGCCCGAGCGGGGCCCAGGAUGGCAGCGCUGGGAGAACCAAGUCAGUUUUCACAAACACUGAACGGAAUUCCUCCCUCAAACCCAGUCAGCAGUGGAAUGGACCCCUUCCAUGCCUGUAGUAUCCUGCAACAGCUGAAGACCAUGUAUGAUGAAGGACAGCUGACAGAUAUUGUGGUGGAAGUGGAUCAUGGGAAAACAUUCUCUUGUCACAGGAAUGUUCUUGCUGCAAUCAGUCCUUAUUUCAGAUCGAUGUUCACGAGCGGCCUUACCGAGAGCACCCAGAAGGAAGUUCGGAUAGUUGGUGUGGAAGCAGAGUCAAUGCAUUUAGUGUUGAACUAUGCAUAUACCUCCAGAGUAGUGCUGACAGAGGCCAACGUCCAAGCUUUGUUCACUGCAGCCAGUAUCUUCCAGAUCCCUUCCAUACAAGACCAGUGUGCUAAAUACAUGAUUAGUCACUUGGACCCACAGAACUCCAUCGGGGUGUUUAUCUUCGCUGAUCACUAUGGUCAUCAGGAACUCAAGGACAGGUCACAAGACUACAUUCGUAAAAAGUUUCUGAGUGUCACCAAAGAGCAGGAGUUUCUUCAGUUGAGAAAAGACCAACUGAUAAGUAUCCUCAACAGUGAUGAUUUAAAUGUAGACAAAGAAGAACACGUUUAUGACAGCAUUAUAAGGUGGUUUGAGCAUGAACAAAAUAAGAGAGAAGUGCACCUUCCAGAAAUAUUUGCCAAAUGCAUCCGUAUGCCUCUGUUGGAAGAGACAUUUUUAGAGAAAAUCCCUCCCAUGUUUGCACAGGCGAUGGCCAAAAGCUGUGUACAAAAGGGACAACCCAGUGCCAAUGGCUACACACAACGGCUUGGAAUGACCGCUUCUGAAAUGAUCAUAUGCUUUGAUGCUGCCCACAAACACUCAGGAAAGAAGCAAACAGUGCCUUGUUUCGAUUCGGUCACAGGGAGAGUGUUUAAACUAUGCAAGCCACCAAAUGACUUGAGGGAGGUCGGAAUUCUCGUGUCUCCUGACAACGAUAUUUACAUUGCGGGUGGUUACAGACCGAGCAGCAGCGAGGUCUCCAUCGACCACAGAGCGGAGAGUGAUUUCUGGAUGUACGAUCACUCUGGCAACAGGUGGCUUCCAAAAGCUCCUUUGCUGCGAGCCAGGAUAGGCUGCAAGCUGGUUCACUGCUGUGGAAAGCUGUAUGCCAUUGGGGGGAGAGUCUAUGAAGGAGAUGGCAGGAACUCCCUCAAGUCUGUGGAGUGCUACGACAGCCGGGAGAACUGCUGGACAGCUGUCUGUCCCAUGCCUGUGGCAAUGGAGUUUCACAGUGCUGUGGAAUAUAAGGAUAACAUCUAUGUUUUACAGGGGGAAUUUUUUCUCUGCUACGAUCCUCAGAAGGAUUACUGGGGAUUUCUGACCCCCAUGACUGUGCCUCGGCUCCAAGGCUUGGCGACGGUGUACAACGACUCCAUCUACUACAUAGCUGGGACCUGUGGGAACCAUCAGCGCAUGUUCACCGUGGAGGCCUACGACAUCGAGCAGAACAAGUGGACUCGAAAAAAAGACUUCCCGUGUGACCAGUCCAUUAAUCCAUACAUAAAACUCGUACUCCUCAAAAACAAACUCCAUCUGUUUGUCAGAGCUACUCAAGUCACUGUUGAAGAACACGUUUUCAGAACCAGCAGGAAGAAUUCUCUCUACCAGUACGAUGAGGUUACUGACCAGUGGCAGAAAGUCUACGAGACUCCAGACAAGCUCUGGGAUCUAGGCCGGCAUUUUGAAUGUGUUGUUGCUAAAUUGUAUCCGCAGUGUCUUCAGAAAGUUAUUUAAAUUUCUUUUUUUUGGUUUUUUUUUUCUCUUCGGUAACAGGCCUUAGUGAUUUCAGUGGUAAUUUGAUGCUAGAGAAAACAUGUCUUAAAAGAAAACAAAGAAAUUCUGUCAGUAUUUAUUGUAAGCUGAAACAGACAGUUUUUUGUCUGUGGGGAUGGGUGCUCUUUAAAGGUUGCAGUCUGGGGAGGGAAUUGCUGGUUCAGUUUCGUAUUUACUGAUAUCUUCCUGGGAAAUGAGAAGGAGGUUACAAAGUGCAAUUAUCAGCAUUUUUUUUUUUUCUGGUAAACACUUAAUCAUGUCAUACUAGAGGGGUGUUUUGGUGGUAAAAGCAAAUUAAGUGGAAGAGCCAGGAUAACUAUGCACUACAGUGAAAGAAAAUCUAGCAUUAAUAGCUAAGGAUGUCCAAGAUGUGUCGAAGUGACUUUUCUUUUUUUUUUCUCUUUUUUUUUAAUACGGGUAAAAUUUGAGGCAAUAUCACUAAGUUUUGUUGCUUUUUUUUUUUUUUUUAAUUUUAGAUUGAAAGUACAUACAUAGGAAUGGUAGAUCCUGAUUCAUAAUGAUCUGUUCUUUUUGUACUGUUUUUGAAGUCCUCUGAGAUGUUUGUGAUUUGUUUGUGCACUACAAUUUGGGAGAAAAGCUCAGUCAGAACUGGAUUGUGGAGUACUUUAGCCCCGGAUGGAGGCCUGUUCCUAUUGUUGUACCACUUGUUGUCUGUGGACUUUUGUUAAAAUUGAGCUUAAUGAUAGUGGGGGGGGGGAAAAAAAAUCCCACACCUGUUUUUUGCCACGUAGCUGUAGUGCUGUAAAAACAUUAUUUUUUUUUUUUAACACUGAUUAAAACCUUUUUUUCAUCCCAUAAAGGGCUUUAACCCAAAAGUUGAUGGUGCUAGUACAUUUUUAAUACUUGUUUGUCUGAAAUGGGCCAGCCUUCUGCUACUGUUUAAGACAGCCUGUUAUUUUUCAUGCAGUGUGUGUCUGUCUUCAGGCCCUGUCCUGUCAUCAGAUUGUCUUUUCUAACAUAACAUUUUUACUGCAGUGGUAUUCUUGCACAGAGUGGUGACAGGAUAUGGCCUUAAUAGUACUGGUUCUCUUUGGGUUUUUUUCUUUUUGUGUGGAGUGUUCAUUCUGUCUCCACUAAAGUCCAGUGCUGUGUGCAGAGUUGGCAUGUGCUCCAGUGAUUUGGAAAAGUGUGGCUUAACUUCACAAGUUGUUUUUCUUUUCUCUCUGCAGUCAAGCCCUCAGAUAUCUUCUCUUCCAUUCUGAUCUAUAAUGUGAAAAAUUGCACUACUGAGCUGUCAUCAUUAUCCAGUGUAUUAAAGCAAAAUUGACAAUAAAUGUCCAUGGCUUAAAUACUCUUAGAGAAAAUACAGAAUAAGCAUCCAAUGUAUUACAACACUUUGUUAUUUUUUAGCUUAUUUUUAAGAAGUAAAUAAGUUCAAAGUUCAGCCUCCACUUCAGUAGUGAAAACUGGAUUUAAAAGGGAAAAGAUGAAUUCUAAAACUUGUAUCAGCUGUAAUUUGCCAGGUUUAAUUUGUUAAUUUUUGCAGAGCUGUAAGUUAUCUUACUCUUUCCUAUUUUCUCCAACUGAUCUAAGUAAACCAGUUAACUUCACAUGGCACUGGCCAUCACUGGCUGUAAGUGCUUACCACUAUCUGACUUAACAGCUGACAUUUCAGUCAGCCAAAUAUUUAGCUCAUUGUUUAUCCCCCUGGCAUGGCUGAGGAUUUGGAUAAUGUUUGUUUACUAUGUGGUCUUACUGUUCCCGAAUGGAAUCUUUCUAAUACACGAAAAUACUCUCCUGGUUCUAUUUCUUAAUUCUUGCACAAAAUGUCUAAAAAGAAAAAAAAAAAAA